Messenger RNA from Paramisgurnus dabryanus, 1441 nucleotides. It is a transcript of the gene slbp2, whose product is annotated as stem-loop binding protein 2. Gene Ontology annotation, biological process: mRNA transport; mRNA 3'-end processing by stem-loop binding and cleavage. Lineage: Eukaryota; Metazoa; Chordata; Actinopteri; Cypriniformes; Cobitidae. Gene Ontology annotation, cellular component: cytoplasm; histone pre-mRNA 3'end processing complex. The record is from RefSeq and is a predicted model, not a curated record. Gene Ontology annotation, molecular function: histone pre-mRNA stem-loop binding; mRNA binding.
CGCAGCUCGUUGUGUGGCUGUAGCCUAAAUCAGCAUGACAGCACGGAUAGAAAGCCUACUUCAAAGCCCCUUAGAGACGCGUAGAGGUCUACCUCUUCAUCUGUGGUCAACAGAUUCAAAGACUAAAACACAUUCUCAUCCAUGUAGCCCAGAGCCAUGGCUUCUUCCAGGCUGCAGUUCAGUGUAUGAUAGUCUUGUAAGCUGCUCUAAAACGCCACAGUCAACUUCACAGAAUGGAGAAAAGACCUCCGUUCAGAAGUCCCGCAGGUCUUCAAUCCUUGAGAGGUGCAUCUUGAAAAUAUCUACAGCUAAUGUUGCUGUUGGAACAGAGGACCUAGAUGGCAUCAAAAGGUCACCAUCAGGGCUGCAGUGGUGUUCUCACAGUGCUGACACAUCACAAUUUGAGACCAAUGAUGCAGUUUUGAAGCGCAGACAAAAGCAGAUUCAGUAUGGAAAAAACACCUGUGGUUACCAGAGCUAUGUGCAGCAGGUCCCAAAGCGUCUACGGGUUCCUGGGGUUCAUCCUUCCACUCCCAAUAAAUACCGCAAAUAUAGCCGCAGAUCUUGGGAUAUGCAAGUCAGGCUCUGGCGGAGAGCACUCCAUGCAUGGGAUCCACCAUCUGCCUCCCAGAAAGACAUGGAGGGCCAAGACCCAGUUGAUCAACUGCAAACCCUGCUUGACAAAAUGAAUACGGAGUUGUGUGAAGGUGGAGAUAAGGAGGGAGUGAAGUGGGAAACAGGACUAGACUCCAGCACUUCCAUAAUUUCUCAACCUAUGGAGUUAUCAAGCGACGGUCCCUGGCUGUCGUUCAGCACUUCUCAAGUUGAUGUCCCAUGCCACCAGAGCCAAACCUCUCAGCCUGGAUUGGGCUAUACCUUCAACAGUCACCUAUCUGCACAGGAGAAUGUUCUAGGAUGGUUGCGAUUUCUCCUUGAGACUAACCAAAACUGGAACCAAGCACCUUUGCUGCAUGAAGAGCCUUUCUGGAGAUUUACGUAGUGUACUGUCAAGUUAUUUGAAUGGUAUCCACAAAUCAUGUGCAAUAGUUUUUUGUCCAGCAGUGUUAGAUGUUCUGAGAAAUAUUACACUUUGAUCACUAUGGUCAUCUAGUUUUGUAAGUUAUUUAAUUUAUGUAGUUUGGCAUCAGCGUAUCGUCUUCAGAUGAAUGUUAUGGUGCACUUGCACAUAAUUGUAAUCGUUACUUUGUUUUGCACUCUUCAGUUUUCAAUUCUUCACCCCACCUUACCUUUUUAGAAGACACGUGUUCAAGUCAUGAUUUGUUGGGUUCUUCACACUCCUUUCUCCUGUUUCCCGUUUUCUUCACAUCACUGUUUUUCUAAAAACAGACGACGUUUAGACAUUUUAUUUUUUAUGUGUGUGUAUGUUGAUCUCUAAUAAUGGAAAUCAAGUUAAUAAAGAUGUGGACUGGCUAUACAUGAA